AUGAUAAAGGUCACGGGUCACUCAAAGGUCACUCACCUUGCAGGUCACUGGCCACUAUAAUUUCCGAUAUCAGUCGGAGAGGUGUGAGGAGGAAAAAAACUAGUCUAGGGAUUGAACGGGCUCAUUUCGGGAACAUCAAGAAGAAUGGGAACUCAAUCAAGAAACAUCCUUGAAGUACUGAAGGAGCGUCCAAUCAUCAGUGAUGGCAGUUACGUGUUUGUUCUUGAGAAGAGAGGGUUCGUUAAGAUAGGACCGUGGACACCAGAGGUUGUAAUUGAACACCCUGAAGCAGUUCUCCAGCUCCAUCGGGAGUAUCUGAACGCCGGUGCUGACAUCAUCCAAACGUUCACUUUCUUCGCCAGUGAGAGUCGACUAUCGAUCGCGGGAAAAGAUUAUGACACAAAACUAAUCAAUAAGCGUGCCUGCGACCUAGCAGCCGAGAUUGCCCGACCAGGCAACGCAUUCGUCUGCGGAGGAGUAUCACCAACAGGCACUUACACUGAUGGAAAGGGGAAGGCGGCAGUUCAGGAAGAGUUUAAACAGCAAGUCAAUAUUUACGUGGACAAUCAUUGUGAUUUUCUCCUGGCAGAGUUCUUUCCAUAUGUGGAGGAGAUAGAAUGGGCCAUGGAGGUCCUGAAGGCGACCAACAAACCUGUUGCUGUCACUAUGAGGAUUGGGCCCCUGGGUGACUGGGCUGGUGUGUCCGUGGAAGACUGCGCCAUACGGAUGGCAAAGGCAGGAGCAGAUAUUGUCGGAAUCAAUUGUCAAUUUGACCCAGAUACCUGUUUAAAGGUGAUAGCGAGGAUGAAAGAUGCUCUGGACAAGGAGGGAUUGAAGCCUAUCCUGAUGGUGCAGCCCCUGGGGCACAUGGUACCUGAGGUGGAGAAUACAUACGAAGGUUAUUUUGCAUUGCCAGAAUUCCCAACAGCUUUGGAGUCCCGUCUCCUGACACGACAUGAGGCAAGGAAGUUCGCAAGAGAAGCGUAUGAUCUGGGUGUGCGUUAUAUUGGAGGGUGUUGCGGAUUCGAACCUUACCACAUCCGGGAAAUGUCUGAUGAGUUAAAAGUUGAGCGAGGGUUCGAGGCCCCUGGUGCUGAGAAGUGUGCGGCGUUUUGUGUGAACCUAAACGACAGUCCUUCACUGAAAGACAUGGACUCCACUAAAAAAAAGGUUGGUCGAGACUAUUGGAUGAACUUGCGCCCAUCAUCGGGUCGACCAGAAAACCCCCGAUUACAAGAACUGCAAGGAACAUUAACUCCAAAACCAGUUGUCCACACAAAUCCAUUGAAUCAGUGAGAACGAUGCUGAUGUGUCCCUAUGCUGAGAAGUUGGCAAUAAUCAGUGCAAAGGUUUCGUUGAACAAUAAAUACCAGUGAGAACUGCACCUAAGAAUACCAUUUCCAUCUUUCAGAGUCGAAUUUAUUCAUAAGUUCAAAA
Lineus longissimus is the source of this 1437-nucleotide messenger RNA. RefSeq names its product betaine--homocysteine S-methyltransferase 1-like. Gene Ontology annotation, molecular function: zinc ion binding; betaine-homocysteine S-methyltransferase activity. The transcript is spliced from 8 exons. NCBI's taxonomy places the organism in Eukaryota, Metazoa, Nemertea, Pilidiophora, Heteronemertea, Lineidae. Bases 145 to 1296 code for a protein of 383 amino acids. The record is from RefSeq and is a predicted model, not a curated record.